AACACAGGCGAAACCCGAGCACCGCAGGCACCCCACGGCCCGCAGCACCCGCGGGGGCCGCCGGGCAGCGGCGUCAGCAGAAGGAGCCGGAAGGAGCGACACCGGCAGGGGCCGGAGCGGCGGGAGAGGCGGGACCCGAGCGGGGGACGCGGAGAGGUUGAAUAUCCUGAUGAGUAACUUGUUGUCUUGGAGCGUGGUGGAGCUUGCACGAUCUCACCUUCACAGAAACGGUGUUCUGAGUUUCACUUGGUGAGCAAAACUUACUGGGCACCUGUAAAUGGAAGAGAAUGGAAUCCCUUUGUGGCAGCACUGCAUCAGGGGCUGUUUGAGCACUGCAGAUGUUCCUCUCCCCAGCACCCCAUGGGAGAUUUAGCAGAGAAGGAGAUGGAUAACCCCACGUUUCGAAGUGACACUGUGCUGUCUGAUGUCCACUUGCACUGCCCAAGCAAAAGACACCUCAUGGUACGACUGAAUGCAGUUGGACAGCCAGUGUUCCUGUCCUAUUUCAAACUGCUUUGGAGCACAGAAGAUUUGGCAUCUGGGAAACACGUGAGAGAAAUUACCACAGGAAGAGAACAGCACUGCAGAAGUGGAGAUGAGCUGUGUGACAAGGACAGGAGUGACCUGAAAGAAGAAGCAGAAUUAAAUAGUGAAGGAGUAGAAGCUCUGCUGGAUGAGGAUGGAGACUUGGAAGUGGUCAGAAGGCCUCGAAGUGCCUCUGAUUUGCAAGCAGAGGAUCUUUUGAGGGAUAUUGUGUGCCCUGUAAUUCUGAUGAAAGGGAAAGAAGAUGCUUUUGAAGAUGAAGAGCAGGAGUGCACUUGCAGUGAUGUUGUUAAAAUAGAACACACUAUGGCAACCCCCUUGGAAGACGUUGGUAAACAAGUCUGGCGUGCUGCCUUCCUUCUGGCUGAUUACAUUCUCUUUCAAAGGGACACGUUCAGGGGUUGCUCUGUGCUGGAGCUUGGAGGUGGCACUGGAAUUACCAGCAUUAUCAUGGGAACAGUUGCCAAGAGAGUUUAUUGCACAGAUGUUGGUGAAGAUCUCCUGGCCAUGUGUGAGCAAAAUGUUGCAUUAAACAAGCACCUGUUGGAGCCAGGAGGAGGGGAAAUUAAAGUGAACGAACUGGAUUGGCUGAAAGAUGAAUUCUGCACUGAUCCUGAAGCUCCUUAUAGCUGGUCUGAAGAAGAGAUUGCUGAUUUGCUUGAUCACUGUACUGUGAUAAUGGCAGCUGAUGUGUUCUAUGAUGAUGAUCUGACAGAUGCCUUGUUCAGAACUCUGUAUAGAAUCACACACAACUUGAGAAAUUCUUCCACAGUUUACUUAGCACUGGAAAAGAGGCUGAACUUCACUUUAAGACAUAUGGAUAUUACAUGUGAAGCCUACAGUCACUUUAGAAAUACUCUAAAUGAUCUGGAGAACCUCCAGGAUGGAAAAAUGAAAUAUACAGUGGAGCCCAUUAAGCCUGAUUUCUGCCAGUUCCUUGUUUAUGAGCGUAUUGAGCAGUUGGAAUUGUGGAAGAUCAUGGCUGAGCACCUAACCUGACAGGCUCAUGAGGAAAGAGAAGAUCUUUACCUAAGGAGAAGGGCUGUUUUGAUGUUCUGCUAAGAUAAGGAUGUUCAUCCCAAGAAAAGCAUUUUCCUGGUGGUAUUGUGUUCUCAGAAAGUAUUGCAAUGCAGUUUUGCUUUACUUUUUUGGUUUUGGCACUUCGUUUCUUGGACUUGUACAGUUGGACAUGAUCUCUCUGAUGUUUCCAAAUACCUGCUGGAUGCCAGGCAGUGGCAGUGACACAGUGACUUGCUCUUUGGGUUGAUGACUUCACUUUUAGAGUCUGGCAAAGAAGUAUUUAACCUUUUCCAUGUGGCUGAUUUGCAGAUGUUGUGCAUCUCCCUUUUUAGUUUACACAACAUGGACACCAUUCUCAGUCUUAUCCCAGUUCCACCCAUUAUUUGUAUUUAUGGACACUUGUGGAACAAUGUUCUGGACAGGACUUUUUUGUCAUGAAUGAAAUUUUCUUUAAGAAAUUUGUUUAUGAAACUUGGCCCUUUAUUCUCAGUUUGUCCUAUAUAAAUCACUCUAGUUUAGGGCCACUGUCUGACUUGAAAGGAAGCAAGAUGCAUUUUGUUUGAGCCUCUAAAAAUACUCCACAGAGGUUUUGGAGUAUAGGAAGUCCAUGCUAUGUUGUCCUGCAGGAAUUUUAAGCUAUUCUUAAAAUUGGGUAGGUUGAGGAUGAGAAGGUACCACAUGAAGGGAGAUGUUACAGCUCUUGAAAUAUUUGGAAUUCUGCCUUCAGCAUACACAUGUGAGGCUGGGGGUAGAGAAUUGGCCAAGAAUGUCUUGCCCAAACAAAAUUGGGCCUCCAAUAUCUUACUUCUGGAUUAAAAUAAAACAUAUUUAUUAAAUCUUUCCUGUGUUAUUAAUGAAUCCAAAA
Messenger RNA from Haemorhous mexicanus (house finch), 2428 nucleotides. RefSeq names its product methyltransferase 22, Kin17 lysine (gene METTL22). NCBI's taxonomy places the organism in Eukaryota, Metazoa, Chordata, Aves, Passeriformes, Fringillidae. Gene Ontology annotation, biological process: protein methylation. The transcript has 11 exons. Gene Ontology annotation, molecular function: protein methyltransferase activity. The coding region runs from base 361 to 1542 and encodes 393 amino acids. The record is from RefSeq and is a predicted model, not a curated record. Gene Ontology annotation, cellular component: nucleus.